Aureobasidium vineae is the source of this 2340-nucleotide messenger RNA. NCBI's taxonomy places the organism in Eukaryota, Fungi, Ascomycota, Dothideomycetes, Dothideales, Saccotheciaceae. The record is from the annotation of a GenBank genome assembly.
AUGGAUCAAGGCAGUAGCUAUGCUUCACAAAAGCUCGAAGACCAGUUGCGAGGCAUGAUCAUGAAUCGUAGUGGCCCUCAUCAACAAGCUGAUUCUCGACUACCGCCGCAACCUUCUAACAUGGCUCAUGGUUAUCCUUCGAGAGGUCCUCCUGGUUUUGGAAUGCCUCCACCCAUGACUGCUCAGCCGCGGUACUCUAACAACAUACCGAUGGAUCGCCAACAAGAUUUCUCUCAAUUCCUUCAGCAGCACCAUGCGACUGGUCCAGUACCUCUACAGCCUCGCUAUGCGCCUGCACAGACACACAACAACAACUUCCGUGCUCAGGGUCCUCAUCGCAACUCCAAUUCCAGACCCAUGGACCCAAACACUUUUGAUAGACCUCCACCUCAAGACCCCCGUUCUCAUCAGCCCUAUUCUCAGCAUCAGAAUCAUCCGGGCCAUCUAGACCACCGAAACCAUCAAAACCAGCAUCAACAUCAACAGCGUCAUCUGUAUCAACCGCACUCUCGACCUCAGCAGACUAACAACCCUUAUCUUGAACGCCAGGCCUCCUUCUUGGAUUCUCUUGCUACUCAGGAAAUUUCAAAGACGCAGAUGCUGGAUUCUGAAAUUGCCAUGAAGGACGCUUUCCGUAUCAGGCUGCAACGAAUCUUUGAAAAUCUCAAAUCUCCAGAUUCAGAAAACCCUCUUCCUUCUGUCGAACUGGCUAGCUUUGGCAGUCUUAGUUCGGGCUUUGCUACUGCUGGCUCAGAUAUGGAUUUGGCCAUCGUCACGCUAUCUGAGCAUGACUUGAGUCAGCGCUUCUCAUCGCACGAGAACGGCCUUCCUCGGGUUCUGGAAAGGCAACUCCUUGAUAAUGGCAUCGGCGCUCGCUUGCUUACUCGUACACGUGUGCCCAUCAUCAAGAUUUGUGAAGACCCACCUCCAGAACUCUUGGGUGCUCUUCGAGAAUCUCGUGAGAAGUGGGACAACCUGCCUGAAGAUGAGAAGUAUGCCACUUCCAAGCCGUCUGCCAACGACACAGCUCCUAAGAAGGACGCCCUUGAUACUCCUACUCAGACUGAGCCCGAAACUGAUGGUGCUGAGCCUUCCGCAGAGAAUGACACUACUCCUCAAACAGCAAAGCCUACAGACGAUGUCGCAUCACUUGUCGAGUCAACACAAGCUCUACAAAUCGACCAAAACGCAUCUUCGAGCCCAUCUCAAGCCACCUCAAAGUCAGAGAAUACUCAGCAACCUCACCAACAGCAACCUCACGACAAACAGGCAAACCGUCAACGAAAUGACAGAAGCUGGCGACGUGAAAAGGCUGCCGGUCCUCUGGACUUUCCCAAGGAUGGUGUUGGCAUCCAAUGUGACAUCAAUUUCUUCAACCCUCUAGGUAUUCACAACACUCAAAUGUUGCGCUGCUACUCAAAGUGUGAUCCGAGAGUCCGACCCAUGGUCCUCUUCAUCAAGUCAUGGGCUAAGCGCAGGAAGAUCAACUCCUCCUACUCAGGCACCCUGUCAUCGUAUGGUUACGUGCUGAUGGUUUUGCAUUACCUUGUAAACGUAACACAUCCUCCUGUUUUGCCUAAUCUGCAACAUGAGGCUGAAGCCAACGGUCUACCUUUCACUACUGUCGACGGCUACGAAGUUCGCUUCUUUGAUAAGGAAGACGUGAUCGAAAGUCGUGCGAGCCAAGGUGCGAUCACACAGAACAAAGAGUCGUUGGGCAACUUGCUGGUUGGCUUCUUCCGGUACUAUGCCGUCAAUUCUGGUGGGUUCUUUUGGACGCGCGAUGUGCUCAGCUUGAGAUCUCAAGGCGGCCUCCUGUCCAAGGAUGAAAAAGGUUGGACAGGUGCAAAGACUGAAGUCGGCGACAACAAGGAAGUACGCCACCGAUAUCUCUUUGCCAUUGAGGAUCCGUUCGAGACUACGCACAAUGUCGCGCGAACUGUCACGCACCCUGGCAUUGUCGCCAUCAGAGAUGAGUUCCGUCGUGCGUGGCGCAUAAUCGGGGCCAUCGGUCGUAACAGAGAUGAGCCUGAAGGCGGCCUGUUUGACGAAUUGACUGAAGCUGAGGAACAAGGGCCUGCCUCUACGGCUCCACCACCGACAGUCAACAAGGCUCACGCAUAUGGCCAGCAGUUCCCGACUCUUGCAGGAGGCCCGGCCAACGUCGCUGCUGCACAGAGACCCCGCUCGCCAGUGCACGCACCUGUGCAGCCAGUUCAAACGGCGCAACCUUCGACACAAGCACUUGCAAAAGAGCCCGUGCACUCGCAGCCAGAGGUCGCUCCUCCUGCGCCUCGUGGCAAAGGCCGUCGUCAGAAGUUUGUACCUCUCAAUCUCUAG